AAAAGUUUAUUAAAUUAAAUUAUGGUUGGUAAUAAAAAUAGUUGGGUGUAAAAUUUAUUGUUGAGAGAAUGAGGAGAAUUUCGUCUGAUAAAACGAACUGAUUAAAUUUUGUAUCAUUGGAUUAAUUGCCGCCCUUUUAAAAAAAUCCAUAUGGAAAUUCAGUUUAGAUUCUUAUGGUUUCCUAUAGAAACCCAGUAUAGGUUUUGAUAUAGAUUUUUAUAUGGGUUUUAUAAAAAACCACAUCAUGUCUAAUCCAUAUGGGAAUUUAGUAUGUAUUUUUAUGGGGAUUUUUACGAAGAUUUUCCAUGGGAAUUCAGGUGUCCACAAUUUCCUAUAGAAUUUCCCAUAUAGAAAUCUAAAUACCCAUGGAUUCUUAUAUAAAUCCAAAUACCCAUGGGUUCUUAUAUAAAUCCAUACUCUCCUAUAUAGAUUUCCAUGAAUUUCUAUGUAAUACCAUAUGGAUAUUUUGAUAGAGCCUUCAAUUAAUUUAAAUUUAAAAAAUGCGCGCGAGAAGAUCAUUCGUUUGUUUGUUUUUGUUCUUAAACUCUACAAUUUUUAACAUAAAAAUUUAAAAUAUUUUCAGAUUAAAUACAGUUUUUUAAACAUUUAUUACGGAUAUCGUUAGUAAAUUCAAAAUUUAAUUAUUUUUUACCUUGAGAAAUUUAACAAACAAAGUCACGAGAAAAUAACGGCCUCUACAUCCGUUUUUUCAGUUAUUCCAUGAUUACAAUUAUCAAAAUCAAUAAGAUUUAGGACAGAUAAGAUUGCCGCAUUAAACCACGAUAACAAAAAUUUGAAAAAUUAAAUCCAGCUGCCGGAAGAGUAAUUCAAAUCAAAGUACAUUUAAUUAUACAUUAAUUUACUAAUUAUACUCGCGUAUUAACGCAGUUAUAAUUAAUAAAAAAAAAAUUUAAUCAAAAUUUAAUUAAACUAGUAAAAUAUCAAGUAAAAUUAAAAACAUUUUUAAUGACAGGAAUUAAAAUCUAAUUAUCAUUCUUUUUACUGUUACAUCGAAGCUAAUUAAGUUUUUAUUUUUUUCACUCCAGUAAACAAAAAAAAUAAAAACUAUAAAUUAUCGCCUGUAUUUUUCUUAAUAAAUAAAAUCAACUAAACAAAAUUAAAUGAAAUUCUAAACCGCGGGAAUUUUAAAUUAAAUUAUAUAUAUAUCAGCUGUCAAUUAAUACCGAGCAUUCACUUUUAAAUGAAACUGUACGGCCUUAACAUAAUUAAAUCACCGAGUGUAAAAAUUAAUACCAAAACACGAUUAAAUAAGUAGUAAUAGUUGUUGUAUUUAUAAACCAUUCAAUAUAUAUUUAUAUAUAGACCCAACACGUAAAUAAAAAGUGGGGGUAAUUCGAUGAUUGUACGAUAGCUUAAAUAAACGAUAACGCAAUCAAAAUUAGCUCUGACCGUUUACGUUUAUAGAUUUUCUAUAGAUAUUUGUAUUUGUAAUAUAUAUACAUAUAUGUAAGUUUUGAUGUCGUAAGACCUUAAGCAUGAGAAGCUUGAUUGUAUUGAAUGAUAAGGCAGUACGUACAUAAAAAUAAAUGUGUACUCAUAAGGAGCCAUGAGUACGUUUAGUUGUUGAGUAUUUCUCGGUUUAGUUGUUUGAAAUAUUACGAAGCGUAGUGACCGCGGUUAAUCCUCAUACUCAGAGUACUGAUACUCUGAUCUAUUUUCUAUACCGAGAGUAUUAAAAACUUUUUAUAAGCCUUAACUGUACAGUUGUUGUACUUAAUGACUUAUAAAGUUGCCUUAUCCAUCGCAUUUCGCAUCAUCGACGUCGACAUCGGCGACUACUAUACUAGUCUUCAGUUAAGUCUUGUACGGGCUGGAGUCUUUAUCUUGCAGUUGAGACUAGAAUAUUUUGCGGAGUAAAAAAUUCAAUGGAUAAAAAUACGAUUGGAGUUUAACGUGUAGAUUGUGGAUCAUGAUCGUGUAUAUAUUUGUUAUUCAGUGAUAAAGACCUUGUUUUGUCCUUUCACUUGAUCUUGACAUUCUUUGUAAAUUCAAAUUUAUUGUUAUUAUGACUACAAGUUUUACGUAAAAUUAUUUUUUCUUAAGAUAAACGGUUGAGUUUGUUUCGUGUGAUGGGCGUUAUUUUUAAAACGUUUAAAUUAAAGUACUAUGAGUAAUGACUACUGUAUUUAUAUAUUGUUGCAAUUAUAUAUGUAAAUGCUGUGAUACAUGUGAACAAAUGGGUGGAUAGUUUUGUGACAGUAUCUGUUUUAUUUAUUUAUAUAUACGUACAUAUAUAUAUAUGUAAACAUGCAACGUGAACAGGCAAUCUUGGUGGCUGAUCCGAUGGUAUUGGACCAUAAAGCAACGAGUCUACACAGUGAUUACGGUAGUUUUGAUCGACCAUUAAGUAGUAACAGUGAGCAGAAUCACGAUAGGGACAUUGAAGUUGCAGUUGAUGGAAGUACCAGUGGAAUGGCACAGUCGAGUGACGUUUAUCAGCGACAACCGCUUCUACCAGGAGCACCAGCUAAAAGUAAAGACCGUUGGGGUGCCGUUGGUUCUAGUGCUGACUACUAUGAAGAUGAUAAUGACAAAAUAGAUAAUAUAAGUCAUACACGUCAUACCAGUGGUAUUCAAAAUGGUAGUGGUAUUGUCAAAAUUGAUAUACCACCGCCUCUGAGAGAAGAGCCGCGUUUUCCAAAAGAAAAAUGGAAAACUGUAUUUGCAUUUUUAUUUAUGGUUUUUAAUUUUAUACUAACAACAACAUCACUUGCAAUGUUACAUGAACGUGUACCGGAUCGUAGUGUUGAUCCAUUACCAGAUAUUGUACUAGAUAAUAUUGAAGCACAAAAUUGGGCACUUGAUGUCUCGGAAAUUUUAAUUAUUAUUAUAUCUAAUUCUGCUGCGUUAUUAGUAAUAUUUCAUAAGCAUAGGUUUAUAGUUGUGAGACGAAUAUUUAUAUUAAUGGGUCUAUUGUAUAUGAUGAGAAGUAUAACAUUUUAUGUGACAGUCCUGCCAAUGUCUAGUAAAACAUAUUACUGUAGUCCUAAAUUAAAUCAUACAACACCGCUUAUUAUAACUAAACGUGUACUCCAACUGAUAUCAGGUUUUGGAUUGUCGAUAAACGGCAAGCAUACUUACUGCGGUGAUUUUAUUUUUAGCGGUCAUACUGUUGUUCUUGUACUUUCUUACCUGAUUAUCAAAGAAUACUCACCAAAAAGAUGUCAACCAAUACACUGGAUCGCUGGAAUAACAGCAUUUCUUGGUGUUAUUAUGGUGUUAAUAGCACACUGUCAUUACACCGUUGACGUUAUUAUUGCAUAUUGGGUUACAACACGAUUGUGGUAUAUUUAUCACACAUUAGCAAAUAACGCGCAAUUGAAGCAAUAUGGACCAAAUAAUUUUUUGGCACGAUUAUGGUGGUUCCCAUUGUUUAGAUACUUUGAAAAAAAUGUUGGUGCAACUGUACCAAGACAAUAUGACUGGCCAUUGCCAUGGCCUCGAAGAUUUCUUGCCAAGCAUCCCAACCGUGAUAGUUAAUACUCGUUAAUUUUUUUAAAUUACGAUGCUAACUUACAUUUAAAUAUGGGGUAAUAUUUUUUUAAUGUAUAUAAUUAUCAAUUACUUCUUUUUUGUUUCUUAUUAAGUUAGUAAGUAAGUGUCGGUAUAGAAAGUUUUUUGUUUUAAGUAAAGUAAUAUCGAACGAAGCUCGAAUGAGUGACCAUGUGGUUUUGUAACUAACGAGUAUGCGAAUUAGUGAAAGAAAAAAAAUAAAUGAAGAAUAAAACAUAAAUGAAUAAAUAAUGAUAAUAAUUCGAAAGCAUAUUACAAAAAAAAAACGUUUAUCGUCAUGUGGAAACUUUCCAGGAACUCUACUAUCACUUGAAUUGUCUGAUAAUUUUUUUUUUUCUGUUUAUACAUACAAACUUUUUUUUUUAAAUUUUACAUUAAAUUUAUCACAUACACGUACAAUUUUUAUUGAUGGAAUAUAAGUCUGCUUUAUUAAGUAAAAUUUUUCCACAUUCCUAUAGAACCUCACGAAUAUUCCUCGGUCAUGUUCAAAUUCAAACUCAAGUAUAUUAUUUUUAAAAUGUUAAAUAACAGGGUAGAGGUACCGUUUUUUGGCCACUCAAAAAUUUAAAAAAUUUACUUGUGUGCGCAGUGACAAUUAAUUUUUUUAAUGCGUUCAGAGAAACUUUAAUCAACGGAUUAGAAUAAAAUUUGUUUUUAGACAUAGACUUGAAAAAAAUACACGAAGUUUUUUCUUGGCUCAAUUUAUAAUAAAAAAAAUUAAUACGGCAAGUAAUUUAUUUUUUUCUGUGUACUUUUGUUAUUAAUUUAUAUAAAAUAGUAAAUAUAUGAAGCUAGAGCUAGCGGCCGUAAUAAGUAGCGGCCACGGAAAAAAAUUCUGGUCGCUACUUAUUACGGCCGCUAGCUUCAGCUUCAUUGGUAAAUGUCUAAAAAAUUAAGUAGUGGAACCAAAUGGUACUUUUACUCUAAUUAGUGAUCGGGGUUUUAAAAAAAAGAACUGAACCUGUCCUAAUUAGAAAUCUUUAUUUAGAUCGUGGAAUUUUUUGUGGGACCAAAUAAUUAAAAUAGUAAAUAGAUAUUGAAAUUCUGGAAAAAUAUUUAAAUAUGAUGAUAUAUUUAUAUGAUUAUAUAUGAGUAUUUUUUCCGAGAGCUCAAACUAGAAUUCAGUUUUUUUUUUUUUUACAAAGUGAAAGUAAGCACUUAUUAGAUUCGGAUUAAUAAAAUUAGAAAUAGUUAGAGUUCCCGAGAAAUAAUUAAGUUGUUUAUUAAAUUGAUGCGAAACAUGACAAAUAUAUGAGGCAUUAAUUAAUAAGUUUUAAAUAUUUAUAAAAAAAUAAAUAAAUGAAAUUCUAAUCUUCCUUACUGUCUACUUUUUAUAAUUUAAAAGCUGAUGCUUAUUAAUUAUUGUUAAAUUUAAUUUAUAAAAAAAAAAUAGCAAAUAUAUGGUGUCAAAGUAUAUAUUUUUAUGAGUGGGAUUUUCAUUAAAUAACACUUGCCUCAAAAUAUAAGUUGGUAUUUAAAUCAUAGAUCGCCACCAUUUAUAAAAAGUUCAUUAACGUUAAUAUAUAUUUUUUAAAUAUGUAAUUGGAAGAAAUUCUUGACUACAAAACGUUCAAAUUAUGUCUAAAUUAUAUGUGAAAAAUAGGAAACAGUAAGAUUUUUCAAAUUAGUAAUUAUUGUUUCAUAAUAAUUCUAACCUCAAAUUAUGGGAAAAUGUAUUAAUAAAAAAUAUGAGUUUUGACUAAAAAAAAAAAAUUAUUUAAUUAAAGAACUCGAUAUUUUGCAAGUGAUAUUUAUAAUUAAAAUUAAAACAAUCAGUUUAAUGUUUUAUUGUAUCGCAUUGUUUAGCCUGAUAACAAACUCCGAUUAAAACCGAAUCAGAUUCAGUCGGGAACAAAAAUUUAAUUAGAAUUUCUCCGAAGCGUUCCAAGUAUUCGAUUGAAUUUCAAUCGGAAUUAAUUGGAAAUAGUAUUUAUUGUUUUCUGAUUAAUUCCAAUUGGAAAAUUUGAAUCAGAUCUAUUCGGAAAAUAAUAAAUUUAUUUUUCGAUUAUUUUCUAAUUAAAUCCGAUAGAAAAUUUUCAAUUAGAUUCUAUCAGCGAACAAUAUUUUUUUUCCAAUUAUUUUCCUAUUGAAUGCGAUUGAAAUUUUCCAAUCGGAUUUAAAUUUAAUCGGAGUUUUUAAUCAGAAAAUUUUGCAGUGUCUUAAUAAUUUAACUGAAGACUAAUAGAAUCUUAUUUAAGAAAAUUUAGGCAUGUGGACCAUUAGGGCCAAUAGCCAACUAAUAAAUAAAAUAAAACUGUCAAUAAAUUCAAUAGUUUUGAUAAACGAUAUAAUUAUUUACAAAUCUAUUUAAAAAAAGUUAUUGGUUUAUCUGUUAACAGAACAAAGAAAUCAAUGAACGCCCUCUAGAAUAAAAAUUUCACCGGAAAUUUUUUUGAUAAAAUUAAAUUUUUGAGGUUAAACUAAAAAAAUAUAUUUUGGCACCAUUAUAUUGUAUGAUAUAAAUAUAUAUAAAUAUAAUUGAAUGCAGACUGUUAAAUAAUCUUCAAAGAAUUAAAAAUUCUGCCGUAAUUAGCACAAGAAACUAAAUUUAUAAAUACAUAUACUUAUAUAUAAAUAAAUAAUAAUUUUUGCUGUAUUAAAUUUAAAUAUAUAAUAAAUUAGUAUAUAUAUUUUUCAUAACAGCAGUACAAUCCACAAUAUAGCCAAAAGUAUAGUAAAUAUGAAAUAUUAAAUAAUAAUAAAUCAUGCUUGUAAAAAAAAUAAUUUUUUUCUGUACAUCUUAAUAAAGUUUCUAAUUGUGGAAGUUAUUGUAUCAAUGAGACUGUUGUGUACGUUGAUUUAAAAAUUUAUGUCGCGUUAUUAAAAUUUAAAGUUAAGGCUAUUUUCAGACAGUACUCCGCAGUUUUUGAAAAUUUUUAAUGGCUCGAAUGCCAUAAACGUAUCAAAAUUUUAUCAAUUGAUUGAAAAUAAAUUUAGGCAUGAAAUGAAAAAUGCAUAUGUAGAAAAUUAAAAAAACUAUAAGUGCAAUUUUUUCAAAAAUUUUUUUUUAUAACAUCUUUUUAAAAAAAUUCAAAAGAUUAUUAAACAUCAGAUAACCAGUAUAAUGAUUUGAUACGGUUAUAAAAUUUGAGUCAUUGCAUAUUUUUGAAAAAUGGAGGGAGGAGAGGGGGUAGUAUCUGAGAAUGCCCUUAAUAAUUUAAAGAAACUAAAAUGAAAUUCUAAUUAUACACUAUCACUAUUAUUAUAUAUUUGUCAUCGUUUUAAUAAACCAAGUAAAGUGUGCGUUAAUUAAUAAAAACUCAUUAAGCUUUAAUUAGAAAUGCACACACUUUUAAAUUUAAAAUGUUGAAGCUUUUUUCAAUGAGCUUCGUUGAUGUUUACAAAUUAUCUAAACAAUGAUGAUCAAACAGUAUAACAUUGUUUAUAUAUAUAAAUACGCACACUUAUUUGUGUGUUAUUAAUAUAUAAAUAUAUAUUAUAACUAUAAGCAUAUAUAUGUGGAUAAAAAUAUACGAAUUAUAUUUUUACGUGUAGAUAUUUUUUGGUAAACUUGUUAUAAUGAUCUGGUUAGACUAGAAUAUUCUAGUAGAUACAAAGUUAUUAUUAUUAUUAUUAUUAUAAUUAUUAUUACUUAUUAAUUAUUGUAAAUAUAUUGAAAGCAGUAAAAUGAGCUUAGUUAAAAUUUAAAUAC
Messenger RNA from Microplitis demolitor, 7186 nucleotides. Its product is annotated as phosphatidylcholine:ceramide cholinephosphotransferase 2. The record is from RefSeq and is a predicted model, not a curated record. Gene Ontology annotation, cellular component: Golgi membrane; endoplasmic reticulum membrane. Gene Ontology annotation, biological process: ceramide biosynthetic process; sphingomyelin biosynthetic process. The coding region runs from base 2269 to 3501 and encodes 410 amino acids. Gene Ontology annotation, molecular function: sphingomyelin synthase activity; ceramide cholinephosphotransferase activity. The transcript is spliced from 6 exons. Lineage: Eukaryota; Metazoa; Arthropoda; Insecta; Hymenoptera; Braconidae.